Solanum pennellii is the source of this 429-nucleotide messenger RNA. RefSeq lists its product as uncharacterized. The transcript is spliced from 2 exons. Lineage: Eukaryota; Viridiplantae; Streptophyta; Magnoliopsida; Solanales; Solanaceae. The record is from RefSeq and is a predicted model, not a curated record. Bases 1 to 429 code for a protein of 142 amino acids.
AUGACGAAAAAUAAACCAUUUGUUGCUCUACCAGCAAAUCCUACCUUCGCUCAUAUCAAAUCCAACAACGAAGAAAAUGCAAAGAAAUCUAAAGCCAAGUCGCUUAUACAGAAUGUUGUAGCAGAUUUUGUUAGACUUCUUGGUGAAGAAUUUACAGACAAACGAAUUGUGGAGAAAAAUCUUGUGACUCUUCAUGAGAGGAUUGAAUCUAAGGUUUCAUCUUUUGAAAAAUCCAAGAACCUGGACAAACUUUCAUUAGGUGAACUAAUGAUUGAUGUUCAAGCACAAGAGCAAUUGAGGAAUAUGAGACGGGAAAAGUUCACUGAAGGAGCUUUUUCUAUACAAAAGCAAAAAGGAAAGCAACAAUAUAACCAAAAGAAUAAGGGCAAGUGUGAUGGAGGAAACAAUAGUGGAGAUGUUAAGCAAUAA